Salarias fasciatus (jewelled blenny) is the source of this 1782-nucleotide messenger RNA. RefSeq lists its product as uncharacterized. The transcript has 14 exons. NCBI's taxonomy places the organism in Eukaryota, Metazoa, Chordata, Actinopteri, Blenniiformes, Blenniidae. Bases 173 to 1573 code for a protein of 466 amino acids. The record is from RefSeq and is a predicted model, not a curated record.
GUCGGAUUCAAGCUCCGCCCACGCACGCUUUGGGUUCGUCCUCGCUUUAAAAAUUAAAUGCCCACUUGAAAGUCCGAAUGGAUAUCCACAUCUCUGGAGGAAUAAAUACACACAGGGUUAUGAUGCAGUGGAGUUAAAAUGCAAUGGCGAAGACGCAUAAAUCAAAAGGAGGAUGCAAAAUUUUGCGUUACUGCUGGAAGGGACAAAGUGGGGCUUGACAUCCAAUACAUCAAUGCCUUCAAAGAUGACCAGUGACAGAAGUCAGACUGAAAUGAUUAUGAGCGCUGUGAGCCAGACGAGGCCAGUGCUUGACCGAGCCACCAGAGUUGAAAAGGCUCUUGACGAGAAAACAAAUCAAGAAAUUCCCAAGACCACAAAUUCCAAAUCAGCAAAUGGAACCGUUGAACAGAUGACCAGUGACAGAAGUCAGACUGAAAUGAUUAUGAGCGCCGUGAGCCAGACGAGGCCAGUGCUUGACCGAGCCACCAGAGUUGAAAAGGCUCUUGACGAGAAAACAAAUCAAGAAAUUCCCAAGACCACAAAUUCCAAAUCAGCAAAUGGAACCGUUGAACAGAUGACCAGUGACAGAAGUCAGACUGAAAUGAUUAUGAGCGCCGUGAGCCAGACGAGGCCAGUGCUUGACCGAGCCACCAGAGUUGAAAAGGCUCUUGACGAGAAAACAAAUCAAGAAAUUCCCAAGACCACAAAUUCCAAAUCAGCAAAUGGAACCGUUGAACAGAUGACCAGUGACAGAAGUCAGACUGAAAUGAUUAUGAGCGCCGUGAGCCAGACGAGGCCAGUGCUUGACCGAGCCACCAGAGUUGAAAAGGAUCUCGAUGAGGAAAUGCCUCAGGAAAGUCCCGAGACAACAAAUUCCUCAUCAUCAAAAGAAGUUGUUGAACAGGUGACAAGUGAGAAAAGCCAGAUUGAGAGGACUGUGAGUGGCCUGAAUCAGACAAGUCCAGUGUUGGAUGUCCUCCCUGUGUUUGGACAGGAUCAACAGUCUGAUGUUACCCUUGAUGAUAUCCAAGUUCACAGAGAUUUCUACAGAUUCGCAGUUCCCACCACACAGCUGGCCAAGGUUUCCAAACUGCUUCUGUCAAUGCAAAAAGGAUGUCUUUCUGGUCUGCAAGGGAAAUCCCUGGAUGAGAUUGCACUUGAAGGUGAAAUUGCGUUAAGUGAUGCUGAGGCCGAGGAUAGUCAGAGGGAGUCAGAUGACAACGGCACAACAUUCACAUCACACUGUGGAAAUAUCAAGCCUGUGGAUGCUGCAUCUGUUUCUGCAUUAGCAGAGGAGGCUCGUGACACUGAAGGUUUUGGAAACGAUGCUGCUCAACAACGGGAUUCCAGAAGAAUAACAAAGAGAACGUGGUCUAAGGCUGAAGUUGCUGCAGUAAUGCGACAUUUCAGAGAUCACAUAUCUAAAGGAAAAUUGGCCACCAAAAAUGAAUGCAGUCACUGCAAGCUGGUAGAAGACCCUGUGUUAGCCCAGAGAACAGUGCAAAAUAUCAGAGACUUUGUGAGAAAUCGAGGAACAGCUGCAAAGAGGCAGCCACAGAAGCAUAAGCUUUAAGUUCAUUUGCAGUUAUUCUCUUGUGUUGUAAUUUUUCUGUUGCCUUAAUAUGUUUCGUAACAGCGAGUUGAGUGCACUUGCUUUUAUUUAUGUCUGCACACUUUUUCGUACUUUUCUUUGAUUUUAGCUGUUGUAUGUUUUAAGUUGUGUAGACAGAUCUUUAAGUGCAAUUUUACUUUUUUCGGAUAAUAAACCGACUGUUCCAUUAA